Pomacea canaliculata is the source of this 1011-nucleotide messenger RNA. Its product is annotated as low-density lipoprotein receptor-related protein 5-like. NCBI's taxonomy places the organism in Eukaryota, Metazoa, Mollusca, Gastropoda, Architaenioglossa, Ampullariidae. Gene Ontology annotation, cellular component: membrane. The transcript is spliced from 7 exons. The coding region runs from base 1 to 1011 and encodes 336 amino acids. The record is from RefSeq and is a predicted model, not a curated record.
AUGAGGCAAGGAGCUGUAGGGGUGCAAGGAGGAACCUACCCCAAGAGCAGCGGGAGGAUCUGGCUGGACGAAGUGACCUGUGAAGGGACAGAGGCCCACUUGGGUCAGUGCCACAAGAACUCCUGGGGCGACAACGACUGCUCCCACUUGGAGGACGCGGGGGUCAUCUGUAGCUCUGUGACGCCGGAGGACGACAUUAUAUUUCUCCUGGACAUGGGUGUCGGGGGCAAGAUGUUUCGCAUGAACCUGAUGACCCAAAGUUUCGUCCAAAUCCCCAUUCUCAAGACCUACACACCUUCUUCCUUUGACUACGACCCCAAGUUCGGACGGCUUUACUUCGUGGACCACGACCUCAACCAGAUCGUCAGCACUCGGUUUGAUGGCGAAGACCUCAGACUAGUCAAGCAGCUUAAUGCAAAUGCGGAGAUGGACAAGAUCAAAGUGGACCCCUUAAACCGCAAGCUGUUCUACAGUGACAGAGAGAACGAUGUCAUUGCUAUGAUGAAUCUGGAUGGUUCCAAUUUCACAAUCAUUGCCAACUCCAUGCUAGAGGAGCCCAGGGACAUUGCAAUUGAUCCUCGCAAUAAGAAGGUCUACUGGACUGACUGGGGAGAAAACCCUAAAAUAGAACAAGCAAAUUACGAUGGGUCCCAGAGGACAGUUCUGAUCAGUUCCGGGUUAAGAUGGCCUAACGGGAUUGCCAUUGAUUACCAAGAGAACAAGAUCUUCUUUGCCGACGCUGGGACCCGCAAGAUCGAGUCGAUGGGUCUCCAUGGCGAGCGGCGGAUGGAGGUGUUGACAGACUACGACGCCCACUUCUUUUCUCUCUGCAUCUUAGAGGACUUCAUCUACUACUCAGACUGGAAUAAGAAAGGCGAGAGGUCACGCUACUACCGACCCCUAUUAAGGUCAAGGCUGAUGAGGAGAAUAGUGUUGCCUGAGGUGGUUGACAAUGUUGAACAGAAUCCACAGAAUUUUGAGCACAGUGCAGAUGAAAGCGGAUAUGCUUAG